Phytophthora infestans T30-4 is the source of this 1194-nucleotide messenger RNA. Its product is annotated as SWI/SNF-related matrix-associated actin-dependent regulator of chromatin, putative. The transcript has 5 exons. Bases 127 to 1161 code for a protein of 344 amino acids. Gene Ontology annotation, cellular component: SWI/SNF complex; nucleus. The record is from RefSeq and is a predicted model, not a curated record. NCBI's taxonomy places the organism in Eukaryota, Oomycota, Peronosporomycetes, Peronosporales, Peronosporaceae. Gene Ontology annotation, biological process: regulation of transcription by RNA polymerase II.
CGAUUCAUCUCGAUGAAUGGGCUGCCAUCGGAACUCCUUCACGGCGAGUGGCAAUGCCAGCGCGAGAUCGACCUGCUGAAGCGCACACAGACCGCGCACCAGCAGCUCACUUCGCGUCUACAAUCAAUGACGCGCGAGCUGCGCGGAGAGCGCUACUAUCCGCGGCAAACGGAGACCAAGCAGCUACGUGUGCGCGUGUAUCACACGUAUGUUCUGCCUGUUGAAGCCACAGAGAAUACACCAGCGACACCCGGCAGGUGGACACUCAAGAUCGAAGGUAUCGACGCUGCAGCGGGAGAACCGACGAUUGUGAAAUUCUCAAGCUACUUUCGCAAGGCGUCCAUCGAGCUGGAUCCGCAUUUGUACUCAGACCACGUAAUUGAGUGGACAAGUUUCCAGAAGACAAGUCAUGACGUGGAUGGGAUCGAAGUGUCGAGAACAGGAAACACGGCACAAACUGUGAAGAUCAAGCUCCUACCGGCUCAAACUCCUGAGCGGUUUACCAUUUCGCCCGAGUUGGAAGCUGCAGUCGGUCAGUAUUUGGGGCCAGCCAAGGCAUACACCAAGCAAGAUAUUGUGCUGGCGAUGUGGGAGUACAUCAAGCUACGCAACCUCAUCAAGGCAGACGACUGCCGAGUGGUCCGAUGUGACGACAGACUGCUGAAGGUGCUCAACUGCGUGUCGUUGCCCUUCACGUCGCUUGUCGUGGCACUCAAACAGCAUCUGACGCCUAUCAACCGUAUCAAUCUCGAGUACACGCUGAGUCUGUCGACGGCUUGUGAGUCGGAAUUACUGGACGAAAAGUUCUUCGAUAUCUCCGUAGCUGCAACGUCCGAGCUGGAUGACGCUCGCGCUCGUGCACUCAAGGAAUGCGAGGACCUCCAACAAGACCAGAAAAAGGAGCUGGCGUUGCUAAAAGAACAGGAAUUGGACAUUCUGGAGCGUCUGCAGAUGUACACGAGGAAGAAAGAAUGGAUGACUCAGUUCGCUCAAGACCCGUGUGGGUUCAUGGCAGACGUCAAGAAGUCGCAACUGGCCGACGAGGACAUUCUGGCUGCCGAAACCGAGUUAGAUGAAGUCAACAUUCCACGUCCGCAGCAGUUCACACAGCCAUGGGUUCGUGAGGUGCUUGGGGAGCUGCUGACGACACCUACCAACUAAACGGCACAUAAUAUUACGUGGGUGUUACGACGG